UAUAACGUAUGGGUGGACUGGAGAGAGAUUUGUUAGCUUGCUUGGGUGGGCAGUAUUUACGUAGUAAAACGAAGGGCCGCUAAUUUAUACUCUGACCCAGUCGUGCAGACUUUCUUUGACUGUUCAGUUCGGAGAUAACCAGUUGAAAUUCUGUGUGUACGUAGAUAAUAGAAAAUGAACCACAGCGGGUCCAGCAACUCCAGCGGAAAGACAUUCCUGUUCACAUCCGAAUCUGUAGGGGAAGGGCAUUCGGAUAAGAUGUGUGACCAGAUCAGCGAUGCUGUGCUUGAUGCCCACCUGGCUCAGGACCCGGACUCAAAAGUGGCCUGUGAAUGUGUGGCGAAGACUGGCAUGAUCUUACUGUGUGGGGAGAUCUCAUCAAAAGCAGAUGUGGAUAUCCCGACAGUGGUUAGAAAUACUGUUAAAAGUAUUGGAUAUGAUGAUUCAUCCAAAGGUUUUGAUUAUAAGACCUGCAAUGUCCUUCUGGCCCUUGAACCCCAGUGCCCGGAGAUCACUGACUGUGUGUUUGAGGGCAGGAGUGAGGAGGACAUUGGUGCUGGAGACCAAGGUCUGAUGUUUGGCUAUGCCACUGAUGAAACAGAGGAGUGCAUACCAUUAACCAUUCUCCUUUCUCAUAAGCUCAAUGCAAAGAUGAAGGAGCUGUAUUGCAAUGGGGUAUGCCCCUGGAUAAGACCAGACUCAAAAACACAGGUGACAGUGGAAUACCGGGACAAUAUGGGCGCCAUGGAGCCAGUGCGCGUCCAUACGGUGGUCAUAUCAGUCCAGCACAGCAUUGACGUCAGUCUGCAGGAGAUCCGCUGCGCCCUGAUGGAGAAGGUGAUUCGACCAGUGAUCCCAGCCAAGUAUCUGGAUGACAGAACCAUCUAUCACCUUCUGCCCAGUGGGAAGUUCCUCUUGGGGGGUCCACAGGGCGAUGCAGGACUUACAGGGCGGAAGAUAAUUGUGGACACGUAUGGUGGCUGGGGUGGCCAUGGGGGGGGUGCGUUCUCUGGGAAGGACUGCUCGAAAGUGGACCGCUCUGGAGCGUAUGCAGCCCGCUGGGUGGCCAAGUCCCUUGUUAAGGCCAAGCUUUGCAGGAGAGUUCUGGUCCAGAUAUCCUACGCCAUCAGUGUGAGCCACCCCCUGUCUAUUUCUGUGUUCCACUAUGGUACAUCUGCAAAGGACGAAGAUGAGCUACUGCAAAUUGUGCAGAAUAAUUUUGACCUGCGUCCAGGAGCCAUAUUGAGGGAACUCGAUUUGAAAAAGCCGAUCUACCAGAAAACAGCCUGUUAUGGACACUUUGGAAGAGAGGAAUUUCCUUGGGAGAAGCCAAAGCCUCUGAAGUUUUGACACUAUGGAUGAUUGAGAAAUAGAUGACUGAGAAAUAGAUCAGUGUUGACUUUGUAAUAGUCAUUCAUUCCAUAUUUUAUUGGAUGAUGUACGUAUGCAGCUAUGCAUCUCUUUUCCAACAAUAUUAAUUUAUGUAUAAUGAUCUGUAAUUAAUUUUCAGUGGAAUUUAUAUUAUUUGGUACUGCUAAAAUGUGCAAUCAUUUUGAGAAAUAUAAACUGUGUACACAUGGCAACUUUACUUUUUUACUGAUUCAUACUCAAGUAAGAAAUAAAGUAUUAUUUUAUACUGGAAACUGCAUUAACAAUACAUUUUAAAUACUGAGAAUAGAUUUUAGCUAUAUAAAGUCAUAUUAAUGAAUAAUAACAAUCAAUGCGAGGUAUAGAUUGACAUGCCCAUAGACUCUGCUGUAGAAUUUAUGUGAACAGUGACUCAGAAGCAGUAGGGGGCUACAUAUAUGUUAAUUUGAUA
This is a messenger RNA of Conger conger (European conger), 1819 nucleotides long. RefSeq names its product methionine adenosyltransferase II, alpha-like (gene mat2al). Gene Ontology annotation, biological process: S-adenosylmethionine biosynthetic process. Gene Ontology annotation, molecular function: methionine adenosyltransferase activity; ATP binding. NCBI's taxonomy places the organism in Eukaryota, Metazoa, Chordata, Actinopteri, Anguilliformes, Congridae. Gene Ontology annotation, cellular component: methionine adenosyltransferase complex; cytosol. The transcript is spliced from 9 exons. The record is from RefSeq and is a predicted model, not a curated record. Bases 175 to 1350 code for a protein of 391 amino acids.